This is a messenger RNA of Parnassius apollo (apollo), 441 nucleotides long. NCBI's taxonomy places the organism in Eukaryota, Metazoa, Arthropoda, Insecta, Lepidoptera, Papilionidae. The record is from the annotation of a GenBank genome assembly.
AUGUCGGACUUAGAAGAUGAUCCAGACUGCCAGCCGUCUACAGACGAAGAGUCGGAGAGGGAGAGUAGGUGUUCUGAUCAUAGUUCAUCUAAAGAAAGCACAGAAUUACCUGCAAAGGGACGCCAACAACAAGACAACAACACAAGAUCUCAGAGGAUGGUGGAUAUACCCUCAUCAGAUGGCUCAAGAAAAAAGCAGUUUCCGUUUACAGCUGUUCCAGCAAAACUCUCAUUUAUUGGGAACUCUCAGAAAGAACAGGAAAGGGCUGCCAAAAGAAAUAUUAAAAGAGAAACUGAAGAAAGGCGAGACCUGUGUAAUGGAAAUAAUGAUGGAGUGUUGGUUUUACGAUGGAAAGAUAAGCGUGAUGUGUUGGCUCUAUCAACUCGGCAUAGAUCUGGUUUUGUCAACGUGCGCAGCAGGAGAAACCGUAAAACAAAGUGA